Blastomyces gilchristii SLH14081 is the source of this 1720-nucleotide messenger RNA. Its product is annotated as benzoate 4-monooxygenase cytochrome P450. The coding region runs from base 54 to 1334 and encodes 426 amino acids. Lineage: Eukaryota; Fungi; Ascomycota; Eurotiomycetes; Onygenales; Ajellomycetaceae. The record is from RefSeq and is a predicted model, not a curated record. The transcript has 4 exons. Gene Ontology annotation, molecular function: heme binding; oxidoreductase activity, acting on paired donors, with incorporation or reduction of molecular oxygen; iron ion binding.
UUUACAGAGUACAUCUCCAUAAAAUAGAUCCCGCCGUUCACUAUCUGGAAGCAAUGGCAGGGUUGAAGGAGCUCACGGACUUGAGCAGGCUGCAACUCGCUGGACUGCUUGUUGUGACCGUCGUUACUAUUCCCCCAUCAGUGACAUUACAGGACCGUUUGGGGCCAGUUUCACUCGGCUGCAUACCCAUCGCAUCCUCAAGGGAGACCAAAAUCUGGAACUCAUUCGGUUACACGGUGAACAUGGAUACUUUGUUCGUGUGGCUCACAAUGAGGUCAGCGUCAGUCAUUCCUGAUGCCAUUCGCAAAAUCCUAGGAGCAACGCUUCACAAGGACAAAUGGUACAAGAUAAUAGCCUUCCCAGAUGGCCGUUUCGAGAACCCCAUGUCCGCGACGGACCCCAGAGUGAAGAUGGAGUUGUCCAAGCACCUUGCGCCUGCCUAUACUCUCUCCAACCUACUGGUAAAUGAGAGGAACAUCAGCGAAACCAUCGAGCUCCUGCUGGGAUGGCUGAACAAGUUUGCUUCUUCUGGCGACCCAAUCGACCUGGGUAAAUAUUUCACCCUCGCCCCUUCAGACAUUGUAGGCGACGCUGUCUUCUCCAAGCAAUUCGGUUUCUUGCGCGAAGGCCUCGAUAUUAACAACAGCAUCGCCAACGUUUCGCCUAAUCCAGUCAUCACCUGGCUAAAUAUUACGCCGUGGGGCCACCUCAUUGACACAGCAAUGUCGGCUAUCAAGGAGCGUCAGAAGAACCAAGAUGCCCGCGUAGAUGCCGUCGCUCACUGGUUCCGAAUGCUCCAUCAGCAUCCCAACCGUAUGCAGCUGCACGAGAUCCACAGCGCCGCCUUCAACGCUGUCGCAGCAGGCAACGAAACCGUCGCCUCUGGGCUGCAAGCGUUCGUGUACUAUGUGAUUCGUCACCCAAACGCUUGGGGGCGUACGAGAGCCGAAAUCGAGACCGCUGGCCUUGAAGGCCCUGUGAUCGGUUACAUGGACGCACAGAAAUUGCCGUUUUUGCAAGCGUGUAUUAAAGAAACGCUUCGGGUAUUCGGACCGGCGCCUAUAGUGCUGCCGCGCAUUGUGCCCGAGGGCGUCCUGACAAUUGGUGACCGGACUAUCCCACAAGGUACCAUUGUGUCUAUGAACAUCUGGGGUAUGCAUUACCUUUGGGCCCCAAGUGCUGGCGAAUUCAACCUAGAUAGGUGGCUAGGUGAGGAUGCAGCGCAUCUCUCAAAAUAUUAUAUUCCCUGGGGGAUGGGCUAUGCUUCCUGUCCCAGGCAGAACCUUGCGCGAAUCGAGCUGUACAAAAUUUGUGCAACGCUUGUGCAAGACUAAACAUCCGGCAAGUUGACCUGAAGCAAGAAUGGACUUGGAAGGCUUUCUUCACUGUGGUUCCGCAUAACUCGCCGUGCUAUGUCGAGAGGCGGACUAAGAAAACCACUUCCUAGGUGCAAUACAUGUCAGCAGGGAUGCCUGGAUGCCCAAUUCUCCACACUUCUGCAUUUAUGAUAAACGUUCACACUUUUCCUACUUCUGUUAGGACACUCCUCAGGUCCCAUUUCUUUCUCUCCUACUCUCUCUCACGGACACGACCUUACCAACGUAUAGCCUUGAUCAACUAUCUCCAAUGCACUAGUAGUUAGUAUAAUAUAUACCACAUAGUUUAUGUAUUCAAUUGAAUUACCCUCGUAAUACAUUUGAUCAACCCUAGACAGAAUUCC